UUCCCUUGUUUCUCUUAUCCACCAAACAUUUUUAGCGUUCUGUACCAACGAAUAAACAAGAACAAAUUAAAGAUAGCUGUGUUAUGUGAACAAAGAAAUAAAAACAUAGUAAACAUUGACAUAUUGGAACUAAGGUUACAAAUAACAACAAUUACAACAACAGCAACAACAAAACAACAACAAAGAAUUAAAACAACAACAACAACAACAAAACACCACUGAAAACGAACAGUGUCGUCCUAAUAAAUGUAGAUCUAAUGAGUUAAGCUCUUCGCUCUGAACUGAAAAACAAAAUAACCCAGAAACCCCCUCAAGAAACAGAGUUGGAUUCUCACGUAGGGAAGAUAUUUCAUCGAGUAACUCCUGGGUUUUCCCCGGAUGCAACACCCAGCACAACCCGAGGUAGCGCAAACUGGCGAGGCCGGGGCAGCACGGCUCAUAAAUAACUUCAAUGGCCAUGAGUGAGGCGUAAUAAUGUUUACAACAAAACUUUACGACAACAAAAAAAAAAACCCCUGCAAACGUCAGGAAAGGAAAUCUGGUAAAAGGUGUGACUUUGACUGUGACUUUUACGACAAGCACUCGCCCGGCCCUUGACACACCCCUGCCACAGGCACGACAAUCGUUUUCAUGGGGUUGCAGACAACUAAUUGUGUUUGCUAUAAUGGAAACACUUUAUUUUAAUGUAUGGAAUGCUUUCUCGCGUUGGGUUGAUUGUAAAAUGAAAUGUGUUGUUGAUACAGUCUAGGAUAUCUUGAAGGCAGGCCAUACUGACCACUCCUGUCUGGACAAAGUAGGGAUAUGUUAGAUUCUAGUCCCAGGAGAAAAUUGGAGAUACCGGUAGGCUACUCAAUAAAUAAGACUUUCUCGCAAUGGAGUACAUCUAAUAAUUGCAAUCAGGUCUUUUGCGUUUUCCUAUUGUCCUACAGCCGCUGGUAACAUUACAAGAUCAAUAUGGCUAAUAUUAUAUGUGUAAAAUAAAUGAGUACAACGUUUUCUCAGACUCGAACGAAGAACAAACAAUCUGUUUUUAAUUCAAGCUUGUGAAAACGUACUUUUACUCAUUUAAACUUGGUUUAAUCAGAGAAGAUCAAGGAACUUACAUUUUCGUAUGAUGUGGAGGGGGCACAACGGGGAGGCCUACAGCACCUGAGCAUUGCUAGUCAGAACUUUGUUAUUUUGGGGUCGCAAAAUAUAAUAUUUAUGUAUCUUAUAUUUUUCGUAGCGUGUUCCCUGUAGAGAGAUAUCAAUCACGUGACUCAUGGCGUCAUGUCACAGACAACGAAAGACAGCAGCAAGCCCUGGGCGGGGAGUUCCGGUAAGACAAAAUUAUAAUCUCGCAUUAUCUACCUGAGUCUACGUCAGUUUCCGUGCUAACAGGAUACGUUUUUCAUGUCGUGCUGCCGGCUAUUUAAGGAACAAUUUGCAUACUUCCCCCUCACAUCAUUAGAUCAGGACAUUGCGAUAAGAACAUUAAAACAAUUUCGGUUUGUUAGGAGGCGAGAUUUCUGUAUGUUAACAUUACAAGAACAUUUAAUCGCAAAUUACAUCGCGUGCGGCUUUUCUAUUUAAUCAACUCUGUGAGAGGAUUUUGGGGGGGGCCUGUCAAAAAAGUUUUCCUAUCGUUGUAGAAGGACGCAAGAGAAUUUUGCGACAGAUAUUCUCGUAAAAAAAUCACCAGAAGUUUCAAGAUUCCCUGCCUGUGGUAUUUGAUAGUGAGAAGUCGCCUAUCAGUGCCCAGUAUCACAGAAGAACCAGUCAGCUAGGACAAGGACGUCCACACCAGGAUAAUAAGAGGUAGAGAGAUAAGGAGAGCUAUGAAACCUGGGUACGUCUCCCGCCUGGCUAUUUGGGUCAUUCUCUGCACUCUCAGCGUGGGUCGGAGUGCCACCAUCGCGCGGACCAACACCCAGAUCUCGGUGGCUGCCGGCGAGGACCCAGGGCCUGUCCUUGGCGAAGACGCCGAGCCCACUGCGCCAGCCCCGGCCACAGCGAUGACGACACCAGCAAUGUCUGCUCUCAACAGGACGGAGGAGAUGUUCAGAGCAGUCACAACUCCUAUCACUUCGUUUCCAGACCUUCUAACCUCCACCAGCUCUCCGCAAAUGUUUGGACCCUCACUUGGCACGUCUGGGUUGAGCUGUCCCCGUCUCUCCGAGGCCGGACUCUGUUUCUCCAUGUCCCUGCAGAACAUCUAUGGUUACUUGUUCGCUGCACUCCAGACUGGCCCGGGGCCAAGCAACUUUGACCUGUCGGAACUCAAUAACCUUGACCCAGCGGGACCAAACUCUGACCUGCCACCGCUCGACAAUUUUGACCCCUCGGCCUUCAACAACCCUGACCCCUCGGCCUUCAACAACAUAGAUCCUUCAGCCCUCAACAACAUUGACCCCGCUUUACUCAGCAAUAUUGACCCCUCUUUACUCAACAAUAUUGACCCCUCUUUACUGAACAACAUUGACCCCUCUUUACUGAACAACAUUGACCCCUCUUUACUCAACAACAUUGACCCCUCUUUACUGAACAACAUUGACCCCUCAGCCCUCAGCAAUAUUGACCCCUCUUUACUGAACAAUAUUGACCCCUCUUUACUGAACAAUAUUGACCCCUCUUUACUGAACAACAUUGACCCCUCUUUACUCAACAACCUUGACCCCUCUGCCCUCAACAACAUUGACCCCUCUUUACUCAACAACCUUGACCCCUCUGUCCUCAACAACUUUGACCCUUCGGCCAUUGACAACAUUGACCCCUCUUUACCCAACACUGCCUACCAGAAUUCAUUCAGCGCUGACCAGUCUGCCCAAGUCGAAGAGGCCGUCUGUGCGGAGUUCGGCGUGUACAAGGAGUGUGUGGGCAACAAGCUGAUGGGAUGUUCACCCAUCAUCACACUGUCCUACGACAUGUUCUAUAGCGCUCUCGACUUUAUCUGCUCGCGAGGAGAUUCCCAACCCGUACUGAGCGUGUUGCCCUGCCUCAACAAACGAUCGGUGCUGCCAAAGCUCCAGCUGUGUGCUGCUAAUGUCCCGCAUAGCGUACCUGGAUACGACCUCUGCGGAUUGCCGGAGACAUACAGCCAGUGUGUGGUCAGCGCUGUGUCCGGCAUGUGUACACCCCAGGACGUCCAAGGCUUACGUCUCCUGCUGAAAGCCACGUUCUCGCCCUACACGGAUCUUUUCUGCGACAGCAGCAGCAGCGUCAGUGACACCACUACCAAUUUCGAGUCUACCGCCACAACAGCUGUGCCUACAACCACCACCACAUCCACUACAACUCCAGAAUCUACAGCCACCAUUACCCCCACCACCACCACCACCACAACCACGCCAGUACCUACAACUACCACAGGACCUACUUUCCCAACUACUACUACCACCUCCAGCACCACCACACCAGAACCUACAACCAGAGCUAUCCUUUCAUCAGAAUCUACAACUACCCCUUCCACCAUCACAACCACCACACCAGAACUUACCACCACAACAACCACACCAGAACCUACCACAACAACCACCACAACAACAGGAGUUGACACUCCUGUUGGUGUGCAGGAGGACCGAGCCAAAUGGUUUGAGAGCUUGGAAAACUCCACAAGACGACCAGAGUUUAAGAACGCCCAGUCUGGAAUUCGAACCAAAGCCAUCCGCUCUGUGCUCCAGCACGAUACCAACUGA
This is a messenger RNA of Aplysia californica (California sea hare), 3674 nucleotides long. RefSeq names its product mucin-2-like. The transcript is spliced from 8 exons. Bases 1818 to 3674 code for a protein of 618 amino acids. Lineage: Eukaryota; Metazoa; Mollusca; Gastropoda; Aplysiida; Aplysiidae. The record is from RefSeq and is a predicted model, not a curated record.